This is a messenger RNA of Toxotes jaculatrix (banded archerfish), 3702 nucleotides long. It is a transcript of the gene golim4a, whose product is annotated as golgi integral membrane protein 4a. NCBI's taxonomy places the organism in Eukaryota, Metazoa, Chordata, Actinopteri, Toxotidae. The record is from RefSeq and is a predicted model, not a curated record. Bases 497 to 2614 code for a protein of 705 amino acids. Gene Ontology annotation, cellular component: Golgi membrane; Golgi apparatus. The transcript is spliced from 16 exons.
UGGCAGCAGGGAACCGCUGGGCUGACACGUAACUAAAGUUAAAGGUGCUAUGGAGGCCUCGUCGGGGACCUGAGCGUUUACUUUUUUCCUUGAUCUUGUUUUAAUUGCGCCUGAAAAGCAUAACGAAAAAAACAAAGUCUGCAAGGGGAGAAGAAGACGCAGGCCUCGGUGUGUCCUGCAUUUCAACAGCGCAGAGCCGCAGUUUGACGUGAAGUCAGGCGAAAAUCUGAGCGGCUACUUUGAAGUUACGAGAGAGAGUCGUGACUGGUCUCUGUGCUAGGGUCAUGUACACAGGAGUAACUGUGAGCGCUUAACCCGUGUUUUUUUGUUUGUUUCUGCGUGGAUAUGCUCGGGGAGUGAGAGGAGAGGAGGAGGAGGGGGCUUCUUCAGUCUUAACCGGGAGGUAAAAAAAAAAAAAAAAAAGUUGAGUCGGAAGUUUCCAGCGACAGAGACGGGGCUUUUUCACGCAGACAGCGGGGAGGGGUGCGGGUCCAACAUGGGAAACGGGGUGUGCUCCCGGAGGCAGCGGAGGAUCUUCCAGUUUCUCCUGCUGCUCACGGUGGUCUGCGGGAUGAUGUACGGGGGAAUGGUGUCGUACGAGAUGCACAAGCAGCUCAAGAGGACGGAGGCGAUGGCACUCAAGUACCAGCAACAUCAAGAGUCACUCUCGGCACAGCUCCAAGUGGUGUAUGAGCAUCGCUCCAGGUUGGAGAAGUCUCUGCAGAAGGAGAGGCUGGAGCACAAAAAGGCCAAAGAAGAUUAUUUGGUUUAUAAACUCGAAGCACAACAAUCACUGAACAAGGAGAAGCAAGACUCCGGCAGCAGAUACAACUCUUUACAAGUACAACAUCAGAUGUUAAAGAACCAGCACGAGGACCUGAAGAAGCAGUAUUACGAGCUGCAGGAGCAGCACCAAGUGCAGGGCGAGGACCACAGCCGACUGUUGGACGAACACAAAGAACGAUACGAAAAGCUACAGCAAACCAAAGAGGUGGAAGUCACCCAACUCAAAGAGAAUGUAUAUAACCUGAGAGAGGAAAAUAAACAGCUGAGGAAAGCCCACCAUGACAUUCAUAUGCAGCUACAGGAUGCACAGAUUCAGCAUCAGGACCUGAAGGCAGCCCACGACCAGCUGGCACUGACACUAGAAGACCACAAGAGUGCGCUGGCUGCAGCUGAGGUGCAGGUGAAUGAAUACAAGCAGCUGAAAGAGUCCUUGAACAAGGCGCCCAACCUGAGACAGCCUGAGCAAAACCCUGCUCCCCAGCAGCCGCAAGCAGCUGCCGCCAUAGCAACUGGAUCCCAUGUCCAUGAAGCCCAGCAGGCUACGGUACUGGAACAACCACAUAAAGAUGAGCCGGCCCACGAAGAGUCCAGGUUGGACCACCAAGUAGAGGAGGUCCAUGCCCAGUCCGAGAUUAAGUCCCACCACAGCGUAACCUUGUCAGAGAAAGAGGAGGAGGAUAGAGAGGGAGAGGCUGAGAGGAGGAGGGAGUUGGCGGAGGAGGAGAUGGCUCAGGCAGGACAGCCUCAGAAGCUGGAGGAGGACCCAGAUCAACCACAGGAUGAGCAGCAGCAGGAGGAGGAGGGAGAGGAGCCGGAACAGGAACAGCCGGAUGAGAACGCGCUAGACCGACAGAGACGUCAGCCACAUCCGGAUCCCCAUGCGGAGCUGCAUCAGGACACCCACCUGCAGCAUGAGGCACGCGGCCAGGUGGAGCGUGUGAAGUCAGCCUACGAACAGCAGCAGGAGCAGCAGCGCCUGGAGGCUCAGAGGGCUGAGGAGCGCAGGCAGAUCAGGAUGCGACAGGAGGCGCUGCAGGCCCAGCGGGACAGGGAACUGAAGGAGAGGGAGCAGAGGCUGAAGGAGGAGCAGGAGAAAGAGGAGCAGCAGCACAGGGAGGCCGACAGACGGGAGCAGCUGCUGAAAGAGGAGCACCAAAGGAAGAAGACAGAGUACGAAAACAUGGACAACGACAUUGUUCAAGGAGAAGAGGAUGAUCACACUGAGAAUGAAGAGAGAGAUACUCAUAAACUACAUGAGGAGGAGAAACAAGAAGCAGAUCACAGAGUGCCACCACAUCAGCAGGGAGCUGUAGAUGGUGAGCUGGACCCCGAGGACGACCCCAACAACCAGGGGGAGGAUGAGUUUGAGGAGGCCGAGGACGAGCGGCCGCAGCACAGGGUCGCCGAAGAGGAAGAGGAGGUGGUAGAAGAGGAAGAGGAGCCUGCAGUGCCAGCCCAGCACGUCGACACACACCCCGGCCCCGAACAACCUGCUGUGGAGGAGGAACUGGUGAUGGCCGGAAACCCAGAUCAACAGGAAGACACGCUGGAUGACCAGUACCAGGAGGAAGCAGAAGAUGAGGCCCAGGAGGACAUAGCUGGUGGGCAGAAAAGAGAAGAGGAGGUAGAGGAGGAAGGAGAGGAUCCAUAUAAUGAGGAGAACAUAGAACAGGAUGAAGUAAAAAACCAGGAGGGACCAAGAAAUGAGGGGGAUCACAGAAGAGACGCAGAGAACAACGAGGAGGAGAAUUACGAGGAUGAAGAAGAGGAGGUAGAGGAGGACGCGGGUGGUCGAGACAAGGGAACACAUCGGAGGGCAGAGAUGUAGGACAGACGCAGACUUUAACCAGCUGCAGUGCCUUUUGGGCUGCCCGUAGUGCCUGUCAGGUCUUUCUUUCCCUUGUUUCUCAAAGGAAUAAAAGCAGCCAUUCAUUUGGAUUUCCAGGUAGGAAAACUUGGAUGUUAAGCCUGGAGGAUGGGAUGCUAUUCCAAACACUGUGGGGUUGGAACUGAUCAGCUUACACUGUGGAAAUGGACAGAAUUUAUGGGACAGAAAUGGGAUAUAUACUGUAUUUUUUUCCAUUUGCUUUUCUGUCUACUUGCACGUCUGCCUGAAUGCCUGUCUGGUUCUGUUGUUUCUCUAACAGCAGACAGGCAAAGAAUGUAUUUUCAUCAUGUGCUGUCUGAACCAAAAUAAAUUAUGUUAUUCUAAUGUCCUUAUGUUCAGGCCUUCUUAUGUAUGUUCAAUACAAGCAGCUGUAUUCUCUGUAGAGCUCAAAUUUUAUUUCACACCUUGCAUUCCAAUAGAUCAAAUCAUUUUCUGUUAUUUAUUGUUCACUGUAACAACUCUGACAAUCGUUUAAAAAAGAAAAGGUUCAACAUUUCUUUUUUUCCCCCAUGACUGAUUUAGUUUGUGUCAUAAUGGCUUUGGUUUUUUUUUUACCAACUUCUGAAGGCUGGUACACAGGAGCAUUUUCACUGGAUAUUUCUGCGAAUCAAAGUCAAAUCAAUCAAAGAGACAUUUCUGGUGAAGCUGCUCUGUGCUGAAAGUGUCACUCUGACAUGUGCCUUUCCAAACCUCUCUUGGGUCUUACUCAUUUUACACUUGGAGGAGCAUUUCAAUAGGACAGAGCAUGCCAGUUAGUGCUGAACCUCCAGCAUAUUGCUUCAGCAAUGCCUUAAAAACGGGGCGAUAUUUCCAUGUCGACUGCUGGUGUGAAUUAAAUUCACAAAACCUAAUGCAAUUUAAUGCAUCAUCUUUAGUCUACUGUACAAUGUAUAGUAAAACAAAUGCCGAUAAUUUGUACAUUUUUCUGGUCGUUACAUUUGAUACAUAAAAGUGGUUUUGAUUGUGUUAAACCAUGUUUGUCACCUGAGUGGUUGAGAGGAAUAAAGAGGCUGAAGGAUCUCAGGUAA